Geosmithia morbida is the source of this 1200-nucleotide messenger RNA. RefSeq names its product D-arabinose 1-dehydrogenase, Zn-dependent alcohol dehydrogenase family. The transcript has 3 exons. Gene Ontology annotation, molecular function: oxidoreductase activity; zinc ion binding. NCBI's taxonomy places the organism in Eukaryota, Fungi, Ascomycota, Sordariomycetes, Hypocreales, Bionectriaceae. The record is from RefSeq and is a predicted model, not a curated record. The coding region runs from base 1 to 1200 and encodes 399 amino acids.
AUGGGCGAGUUCAAGAAUAUCCAGACCAGGGCUUAUGUGGUAGACAAGGUGGGGGAUCCUUUCGUGCUGCAGGACGUUGUCCUUGAUGAAGUCAGGGACGAUGAGGUCCUUGUUGAGAUGAAGUACACAGGCCUCUGCCAUACGGACAUCGUGGUCCAGCACGGUGGCAUGCCGGUUGGCAGCUACCCGGCUGUUCUGGGCCACGAAGGAGUCGGCAUCGUGAGACACAUUGGAUCUUCAGUCACCAACAAGGACCUUUCUAGAGGCGAUACAGUUCUCUUGUCGAUGCACAACUGCUACUCCUGCCGCCAGUGUAACUCUGGGCGUAUAGGAGCCUGCGAAAGGUCAACAGAGUUGAAUUUCCUCACUGCCAGGCUCGCCAAGAACGCCAAGUCCCCCAUCAGCCUUCCAGAUGGAUCUCCAGUCCACGGGCAGUUCUUCGGCCAGUCGUCUCUUAGUAAGAUGGCCGUCGUCGCCCAGAACUGCGUUGUCAAGCUCCACGGCGCUCGACCCGAAGAUCUGGCCUUUCUGCCCCCUCUGGCGUGCGGAUAUCUGUCAGGCGCGGGAACGGUGUUCAAUGUUCUUGACCCAUCACCUGAGGAUACUGUGGCCGUCCUGGGUGUGGGUGCCGUUGGAUCCGCUGCCAUCAUGGCAGCAAAGCAGCGGGGCGCCAAGUCUAUCGUCGCCGUCGACAUCGUCGACUACAAGCUGCAGCUUGCCUUGACUCUGGGCGCAACACACAUCAUCGACUCCAAGGCUGUCGAUGAUCUUACUACCGGUAUACGGGAAAUCUUUCCGGAUGGUAUCAACAAGAUCAUUGAUACGACAGGAUUGCCAUUUCUUCUCAAUUCGGCGUUUGAUGCAUUAUCCCAUGGCGGAACACUUGCUCUUGUUGGAGUUCCGCCUCCAACCGCCGAUGUCAAGUUCAACGCGCUCAGCAUGCUUACGGGAUGCAAGCAGGUUAUCGGCGUCAUAGAAGGCUGGGCUGAUCCUCAAAAGCUUGUCCCCCAAUUGCUUCAAUUAUUCAAUGAAGGGAAAUUUCCCAUUGACAAAAUCUCCAAAACGUACCCGGCUGACAACUUGGACGCAGCCUUGGCCGACCUCAAGUCUGGACGGGUGAGUAGUCAGUCAGAAAGCCCACCGGAUAGCCCUUUUGUACUGAACGAUGAGAAGGUCAUCAAACCUAUUCUGUCUUGGUAG